Messenger RNA from Pezoporus flaviventris, 1604 nucleotides. RefSeq names its product t-complex-associated-testis-expressed 1 (gene TCTE1). Gene Ontology annotation, molecular function: protein binding. The coding region runs from base 117 to 1487 and encodes 456 amino acids. Gene Ontology annotation, cellular component: sperm flagellum. The transcript has 5 exons. Gene Ontology annotation, biological process: flagellated sperm motility. NCBI's taxonomy places the organism in Eukaryota, Metazoa, Chordata, Aves, Psittaciformes, Psittacidae. The record is from RefSeq and is a predicted model, not a curated record.
GGCAACGGCCGCGUCCGCAGCGACCGGCGGCAGCGGCGGCGGCUGGAAAAUGCGGCAGUGACUCUCAAGCAAUUUUCCUUUUGCUUCUCCUGAAGGAGAAGUGGGUCCUGAGCAGGAUGCAGCAGCCAGUGGCUGGUGACAGGAGCACGGUGGUUCCCUCGCAGCAUUCACUGAAGCCCAGCCUCGCUGCUGACUUACACUGUGCACACCGUCUCAUCGAGGAUCCCGAGUGGUCCCUCACCACUGUCCCCUGCCUCACCGAGCUCUGCCUCCAGCACAUCGCUCACAAUUUCGAAAAGAACCCUAUUUUGGAUCGUCUGUUGCCUGAACACCAAAGGAAAGUACUAGACAGGCUCCCCACUGGCCUUCCACUCGCUAUCACUGCCAACCUAAUAAGCGAUGAGGACUACUGGAAGAGGUGCUGCACCAAGCGCUGGCAAGUGUGUGACAUCUCCAGCUACGGAGGCAGCUGGAAAAGGAUGUUCCUUGAACGUCACCUGGAGAACACCCUGAAAUGUUUCAUCCCCAACACCACGGACCCCAACCAGGUCCUAGAGCUCAUCCCGCUCUGCAAAAACUAUGUGCGGAAACUGGAGGUUGACCAGUUCCUGCCACCAUUGGAAGUGGAUCAAAAUGAGAAGAGGGAUGACCUCUCUAAGUCAGAGAGUGAUAUGGAAUUCAGUGAGGCCUCCGUGCAUCACUACGACCUGAGAGUCCUCGUUACUGCUCUCCCUCACCUUGAAGAGCUUCAUCUCACUUACGGUGUGAAGGACUGUGGCAUGAACUUCGAGUGGAACCUCUUUAACUUCACCUACCAGGACUGCUGCAACCUGGCUGUCGCUGUGAAGAUGUGCCAGAACUUGAAAGUUUUCGAGCUGACGCGAAGCAAAGUGGAUGAUGACAAGACCACGCUGCUGGUCCACAGCUUGCUGGAUCACCCCUGCCUGGUGGAGCUGAACUUGUCCCACAAUCUCAUCAGGGACAAGGGGGCACGAGCUAUUGCCAAGUUGAUCAAACACAGCAAAUUAGAAACCCUCGACCUGUGUAACAACCAGAUCCAUGACCUGGGGGCUCAGGCUCUUGCUCAAGCCCUGGCAGAGAGCUCCACCCUGACCUCUCUGAAUCUGCGCCUCAACUGUGUGGAGGACAAAGGUGGGGAGGCCAUCGGCCGUGCCCUGCUGACCAACGCCACCCUGCAGUCUCUUCACCUGGGAAGCAAUAAGCUGUCAGAGCCAACUGCUGCACUUUUCUCCCAGGUCCUGGCUCAGAACACCACCCUGACGAGCAUCAACUUCUCAUGCAACCACCUGGGGCUGGAUGGUGGGAAGCAGAUGCUGGAAGGGCUGGCAGGUAACAAGGUUCUGAUCGAGUUCGACCUCCGCAUGGCAGGGGUGGGCCAGGAGACCGAGUACCUUGUUCACCAGAUCCUGUGGGCCAACCGGGAAGCAGCAUGGCCGGAGUCCCUGCAGCAGUCCAGAGAGCAGUGAGCGUUGCAGGUGCACUGUUGGAGACGCUUUACCUCAGAGGCUUGUUUUCAUUUGUAUUUGUGAGAAACGUUCAACCUGUGGCUGCUGCCGCAGUCUUACCCAGAUCCCCACCAUCCA